UCCCUAGCAGAGAGAGGAAAUACUCUCUCUCUCUAAAAAAAAUUCUCCCUUUCUCUCUCUAAAAAGGUCACCACCCCUAUAUAUAUAUACAUAAUUCUAUCUGGGUAUUUCUUCAUUGUGUUAGAUACAUAUUAUUUGUAUCUGGGGUUCUCUUGAUUUGGGUGUUUUUUGAGAGAUUUGGAUUCUUUUUUUGUUCGAAUUGAUCGGACGGUGGAGAAAUUGAGUUAAGGUAUUAUGCAGGCUGAUCAGACCGUGUUAAGUUUGAGACCAGGUGGUGGUAACAGAGGUGGUGGAAGCAGAGUGCUUGGCCCUCGCUUUGAACCUUCCUCGACUAAUUCAGAUCUCCCUUUGCUUCGUCCACAUGGCGGUUCUUCAUCUAUUUCAUCUUUCAAGACUGGAGACUCACGUUUUGAGGGCCGUGAGCGUGUUAGGUAUACUCGAGAUCAGCUGCUGCAACUGAGGGAGGUGGUUGCCAUUUCUGAUGAUAUCCUUCGAAUCAAACAAGAAGUUGAAUCUGAAUUGUUUGGUGAAGAUGGCAGUCGAAGUCGUGCAGACACCAAUGUGCAGGUCCAAUCUCAGACUCGUUAUUCUGAGCCAGAUAGCCGUGACUGGCGUAGCAAGUCAUCACAAUUUUCUGCCCCCACAGAGGACAGAUCAUGGGACACUCUACGAGAAAACAGAGAAUUUGGUGGCAAGCAAGAACAGCUUAACUCACAGUUCGCAAGAACUCAAAUAUCUCCCAACCAAGGGGGAGGACCUGCUCCUACACUUGUCAAAGCUGAGCUGCCAUGGUCAGUUCGAAGAGGCAAUCUUUCUGACGAAGCUCGUGUCUUGAAGACUGUGAAGGGUAUCCUCAACAAGCUGACUCCAGAGAAGUUUGAUCUCCUCAAAGGUCAACUGAUAGAUUCAGGGAUAACAAGUGCAGACAUUCUAAAGGGUGUUAUUUCCUUGAUAUUUGACAAAGCUGUGUUGGAACCAACAUUUUGCCCGAUGUAUGCCCAACUGUGUUCUGAUCUUAAUGAAAAGCUGCCUCCAUUUCCCUCUGAUGAACCUGGUGGCAAAGAGAUUACGUUCAAGCGCCUUCUGUUGAAUAUCUGUCAGGAGGCAUUUGAAGGUGCUCACAAGCUGCGAGAAGAGGCGAGGCAAAUGACAGCCACUGAUCAGGAGUCAGAACGCAAGGACAAAGAAAGGUUGAUCAAAUUGCGGACUCUUGGCAAUAUUAAGCUUAUUGGCGAGCUUUUGAAGCAAAAGAUGGUCCCUGAAAAGAUUGUUCACCACAUUGUUCAGGAACUAUUAGGACAAGAUCCCACAAGCUGUCCGGAAGAAGAGAACGUUGAAGCCAUCUGUCAGUUCUUCAACACCAUUGGCAAGCAGCUUGAUGAGAACCAAAAAUCAAGGCGCAUCAACGAUAUGUACUUUAAUCGGUUGAAGGAACUAUCAACGAACCCCCAGUUGGCUCCCCGACUGCGGUUUAUGGUUCGUAAUGUGCUGGACUUACGUUCCAAUAGCUGGAUCCCUAGGCGGGAAGAGGUGAAAGCAAAAACCAUCACGGAGAUUCAUUCUGAAGCAGAAAAGACCUUGGGCUUGCGUCCUGGUGCCACUGCAAGCAUGAGAAAUUCUCGUGGUCCUCCGGCUCAAGGGAGUUUGAAUAUAUGUCAGGAUCAUCAGCAGACGCUCCGUUGA
This is a messenger RNA of Solanum stenotomum, 1683 nucleotides long. Its product is annotated as eukaryotic translation initiation factor-like. Lineage: Eukaryota; Viridiplantae; Streptophyta; Magnoliopsida; Solanales; Solanaceae. The transcript is spliced from 10 exons. The record is from RefSeq and is a predicted model, not a curated record. Gene Ontology annotation, cellular component: eukaryotic translation initiation factor 4F complex. Gene Ontology annotation, molecular function: translation initiation factor activity; mRNA binding; protein binding. The coding region runs from base 235 to 1683 and encodes 482 amino acids.